GCAGGGGUGGCGGUGCUAUGGGGUCGCGGAGGGCCGUGGGCCGGGGCUGGGGCCUGGGUGGACGGGCAGGGGCGGGUGGCGAUGGCGAGGACGACGGGCCGGUGUGGACGCCCGGCCCGGCUAGCCGUAGCUAUCUGCUCAGCGUGCGGCCAGAGACUAGCUUAUCAAGCAGCCGGUUGUCUCACCCCAGCUCUGGAAGGAGCACCUUCUGCUCCAUCAUUGCUCAGCUCACAGAAGAGACCCAGCCACUGUUUGAGACCACACUCAAGUCCCGGGCUGUGUCCGAAGACAGUGACGUCAGGUUCACCUGCAUUGUCACAGGAUACCCAGAGCCAGAGGUGACCUGGUACAAGGAUGAUAUAGAACUGGACCGUUACUGCGGCUUGCCAAAAUACGAGAUCACUCACCAAGGCAACCGUCACACCCUGCAACUGUACAGGUGCCGGGAAGAAGAUGCUGCCAUCUACCAGGCCUCUGCCCGCAACACCAAGGGCAUCGUGUCCUGUUCAGGGGUCCUAGAGGUGGGCACUAUGACCGAGUACAAGAUUCACCAGCGCUGGUUCGCCAAGCUGAAGCGCAAGGCGGCAGCCAAGAUGCGGGAGAUCGAGCAGAGCUGGAAGCAUGGGAAGGAGGCUUCAGAGACCGACACCCUUCGCAAGAUCAGCCCUGACCGCUUCCAAAGAAAGCGCCGACUGAGUGGGGCCGAGGUGGCAGUCCCCUCAGCCCCCGUCAGGGAAAUGGAGGAAGGGUCCUCGGCAGCUUGGCCGGAAGGAGAGACUGAGUCCGCACAGCACCCAGGUUUGGGUUUGAUCAACAGUUUUGCUCCUGGAGAGGCACCCACCAAUGGGGAACCUGCCCCAGAGAAUGGGGAAGAUGGAGAGCGUGGCUUGCUGACCUACAUCUGUGAGGUCAUGGAGCUGGAACCUCAGAGUACCCCUCCAAAGGAGUCUGGGGCUAAGAAGAAAAGGAAAGAUGAGUCUAAACCGGGAACACAGAAGCCAGAGUUAGAAAAGGCAGAUGGAAGCCAGUGCUCUUCAGAAAAUGGAAUCCCCAGUACAGACAAACCCAAUUCCAGUAGAAGAGAGAAACCCACCGAUCCGCAAGCAGCUCAGACCCAGCCCAGAGGCAGGGUAGCACGGGGGACUGUGCCUUCUGGAAUAGAAAGCACUAGGAAGUCAGCCUCUGUGGGCGCUCAAGACAAGGUCCAGGCUGCUUCUGCCCCAGCCCCGGGCUCUGCCCCAGCCCCAGGCCCUGCCCCAGCCCCGGCCUCCAGCCCAGCCCCUACCCCAAGCCUCAGUUCAGAGCAGGUAUACUUCUCCCUGAAGGACAUGUACAUGGAGAAUACCCAGGCAGGCAGGUCCCAAGGAGAGGAGAGGCUUCCACUCCCAAGAACCAGGGUUUCUGGAGAAAGUCCCUCGGGGUCUGGAGAAAGUCCCUCGGGGAAGGUACCAGUCAAGGCUAGAGGUGAGAAGGUCCCUAUGGCCUCUGGCCAGCCCACGCCUUCUAUGGUCCCCCCACCCAUUAAGCCUUUGAAUAGGAAAAGAUUUGCUCCCCCUAAACCCAAGGGGGAGCCCACUACCACUUCUUCCUCAAGUCAGGCUCCAGAUGCUGUGGCCCAGAGCUUAGGGAAGACCCUACCUCCAGCCUCUGCCCAGGUCCCAACACCCCCUGCCCGACGGAGACACAGCACCCGAGAUAGCCCCUUGCAAGGUCGAACAAGCUACAAGACUCCAGGAGAGGCUCUGGAGUCCCAAGCAGCCACGGCUCCUGCCACGGCUUCCAGCGGCAGCCCCAAUGCCGUCUCUGUCCAUCACAGCACCCCUGGAAAUCAAGGUGGCACGGAGCCCAUGGAUACGGACGCUCCAGAGGACGGGAGGACACAAGCUGAUGGGAGAACCGGAGGCGGGAAGGAAACACAGACAGAUGGAAAGCUGCACGCGGAUGGAGGGACUCAGGGAGACGGCACACAAGCCUCCCAGGGGACACAGUUGGACGAGAAGGAACAGGUGGACGUUGUGACACAAGGAAGUGAGAGGCCACAGUCAGACGGGAGCGCACAGAAGGAUCCGGUGACGCAGGGAAGGGUGGGUACGCAGGUAGGACAGACACAGGUGGAUGAGAUAUUGCAGCGAGACCCAAGAGACACAAGGAUUCAGGAAGAAAAGGAGACACAGUUAAUGGACAGCAUCUCCACGGCUUUCAAAACCCAAUCGGAGCAGCCGUCUGUGGCCAGCCACAGCUCACCACCCAGGGCCCUCAAACUCUCACCAUCAGAGUGCCCUAGAGAUGAUCAGGCUAUGGAAUGUUUUGAGACGUGCCCAGAAGCAUCUCAUGUCCAAGAAAAAUCUGGUUUCAUGCUUAGUUCUGAAGAGCCAGUAGAAACAGCCUUCAAAAGUAAUGAGGACUCUUUACUAGGUCCCCUGUCAGGAAACCCUAUGUGCCCAGCACAGCUGCCUCCUGAGGGGGACUCAGAACAGUUGGGAGGAGAAACCCAUCCAAGGCCACAGUGGUUAGGUCUGGUUAAAGCCAAUCAAGAAGCCAGCCUGUUUCAGUGUCCCAAGGAGGAGCAGCCUGGGGAAACGCUGUAUGUGGAUCUCCCUGGUGGGCAUUCGACUGACUCGAGUCAGGAGGUACCCACCACGCCCUCUUCUUCUGGACCAGGCCUGACUGAUAGACUGCAGGAGGGGCUACCCAGCCACACAGCUUCUCAGCACAUGGGCAUGGACGACUUCCUCCCCUCCACGGACCAGGACCUGCUGAGUUCUGCUUCCACUCUGCAGCUGGGGCCAGGGUCCCCCACCCAGAGUCACCCACCAGAAGCCAUGGCUACCAGCAGUGGGGGAGCCUGUGCCAAGGAGCCAAAUGUGGAGGGGAGAUCCUCAGGGACCCGGAGCUGUGACCCUGGGCUGAUAGACUCCCUGAAGAACUACUUGCUUCUGCUGCUGAAGCUCUCCAGCCCAGAGACGGGUGAAGCUGGGGCACCGUCCCGGGGAGAGGCUGCCCCUGGAGGCCUAGUUUCCUCCUCUACUCUGGUCCCCACUGUGGAAGUGGCCGGGCUGAGUCCCAGGACAUCGAGGCGCAUCCUGGAACGUGUGGAGAACAAUCACUUGGUGCAGAGUGCGCAGACCCUGUUGCUGAGCCCCUGCACCUCCCGCCGCCUCACUGGCCUCCUGGACCGUGAGGUGCAGGCUGGCCAGCAGGCUCUGGCUGCUGCCCAGUGCUCCCGGGCCCCGUGUCCCAGCCCCCUCACCAUCCCUGCCAUCGUGGUGGGUGAGGAAGCGUCUGGUGCUGGUGAGGGAGGGGAUUCCAGGGAGGAGAUCUCCCAGGAAAGUGACAAGAAAGGACUGCUGGGGGAAGUGGGUGAGCAAACCGCAGAGAGCAGGACCCGGGGAGCCCCUCGAGAAGACGCGACCCCAGGGGAGGCUUUGACAGGUCUCCCUGCAGCUACCCCCGAGGAACUGGCUCUCGGGGCCCGGAGGAAGCGGUUCCUCCCUAAGGUCAGAGCGACCUCAGAUGGAGACUCGAACAAGGCUGAAGAACGGGAGAGCCCUACAGUUUCCCCUCAGGGACUCAGGAAGGGCCUGACACCUGGGUCUCCAGGGACACCAGGGCGGGAGAGACGGUCCCCUACCCAGGCCCGAAAGACCAGCAUGUUAGAGGUACCCGGGACAGAAGAAGAGUCUGCACCAGGAGACCUGGGCCCCAGACCCAAAGCCAGUGGCCUGGACUCAGAGCCCGCCCUGGAGGAAGGCAAGCAGGAAGCUCUAGCCAAGCCAAGGAAAGCCAAAGACCUGCUUAAAGCCCCACAGGUGAUCCGGAAAAUCCGGGUGGAGCAGUUUCCAGACUCUUCUGGCAGUCUGAAGCUCUGGUGCCAGUUUUUCAACAUCGUUAGUGACUCAGUCUUGACUUGGGCAAAGGAUCAGCACCCAGUGGGCGAGGUGAGCAGGAGUGCAGGGGACGAGGGGCCGGCGGCCUUGGCCAUCGUGCAGGCGUCUCCCGUGGACUGUGGCAUGUAUCGCUGUACCAUCCAUAAUGAGCACGGCUCAGCCUCCACUGACUUCUGCCUCAGCCCCGAGGUGCUGUCUGGCUUCAUCUCCAGAGAGGAAGGUGAAGUUGGAGAAGAGAUUGAGAUGACCCCCAUGGUGUUUGCUAAGGGUCUGGCUGAUUCUGGAUGCUGGGGGGACAAGCUCUUUGGGCGACUGGUGAGCGAGGAACUCCGAGGGGGUGGACAUGGAUGUGGCCUUCAAAAGGCUUCGCAGGCCAAGGUCAUCUAUGGGCUAGAACCCAUCUUCGAAUCCGGCCGCACGUGUGUCAUCAAGGUAUCCAGCCUGCUUGUGUUCGGACCCAGCAGCGAGACUUCUCUUCUGGGCAGAAACUAUGACGUCACUAUCCAGGGGUGCAAGAUCCAGAACAUGAGUCGUGAGUACUGCAAAAUCUUCGCAGCUGAAGCCCGGGCAGCGCCUGGCUUUGGGGAGGUGCCUGAGAUCAUCCCACUCUAUUUGAUCUACCGGCCUGCAAACAACAUACCAUACGCUACCCUGGAGGAAGAUCUGGGCAAGCCCCUGCAGUCUUACUGUUCCCGGCAAUGGGGCUGUGCUGGGGCCCCAGCAGCAUCUAGCAGCUCGGAGGCCAUGCAGAAGUGCCAGACCUUCCAGCACUGGCUGUAUCAGUGGACGAACGGCAGCUUCCUCGUCACAGAUUUGGCAGGGGUUGACUGGAAGAUGACAGACGUACAGAUCGCUACCAAACUUCGAGGAUACCAAGGCCUCAAGGAGAGCUGUUUCCCUGCCCUGCUGGACCAGUUUGCCUCUUCACACCAGUGCAAUACCUACUGUGAGAUGCUGAGGUUGAAACCCCUCAAGGUCCCUGAGGCUGCCCACCCCCAAGCCAAGGCCAAAGGCUCCAAGAGUCCAUCUUCUGGCAGGAAAGGCUCCCAGCUGAGCCCCCAGCCUCAGAAGAAAGGUGUUCCAAGUCCUCAGGGCUCCCGGAAGAAUGCUCCCAGCUUCAAGGCCACACCUCAGGCCUCCGAGGCAGUCACUGUUCAGUUAUUGGGACAGGCCCCUGCCCAAGAGGGGGGCUCUAAGGCCCAAGGCAUGCGGUAGCCCCAACAGGAGGCUGGGGGCCUCUACCCGACAGCAGACCAACAGGAAGCAGCUUGAACCGGAUGGAGAUGUUUUCAAUUCAGGACUAACCAGAGAAGGUACCCAAAGCAGGUACCUCUUGGGGACUUCUCUGAGUAGUUUCACCUCAGUGAAAGGUGUUGGGCAUGGCACAUGGCCUGUUGGCCUCUUCUAGUGCCAUUGUUGCCCAAGGCUCCCAGGCCGCCAAGUGGGGCCCACCUCCAAGUACCUGGUGGCCUCGGCCCCCAUUUAAGUUUACACUUGCCACUGCUGGAGGCUCCGAGUCCUCUCCACGAGUUCUGCUCUCCACGAGCUCUGCCCUCUUGACCCCAGCCGCCGCACGAGCACUCUGGGGCCUGCGGGCCAGCAUUGACCUUUCACCCAUGCUUACCCUGGCCCUCUCGCUGUCCUCAGGGCACCAGACUUCCUGUGGGGUCUAGCCUGUGACUCUCAGGGUUCCAUCUCCUCUCAGCCUCUUGCCUCAUUCAUCACCACUCAUCCUGCAACUAACCUGUCCCGAGUCCAGAUGGGACCCAGGCCCCUUCUGAAGCCCACCCUGUCUUUGUGCAGAGUUUUGUUUUGUUUUGCUGUUGAUGAUCCAUGUUCUUGUCACUCUGGCACUUACUUGUUUCCCAUUCUUCCUUGCACACACCCCCAUCCCAGGCUUUGAACCCAGAGCAGUCUGCUGCCUGCCCUGCACCGGCUUUUGCUCGUCCCUUUGUCCGCAGGCUCCUUCCUUCCCGACCAAUGGCUGGGCGAGGAACAGCCUCUCUGGCUUCACUCCACCUCAGUGCACUCUGCCCUGGUUCUCCCCGCUUCUCUGCUCAGGAGGAGGGAGGCGGCAUGAGGGCACUACUGGGGGCAGAGGGAGGGCUUUGACUUUGAGGCACCUUGUGCUUUGUUCUGAUAGCAGUGGGGUUGUAGUCAAUGUCACAUCUCUGUCCUAAAGGAGAUGACUGGGACUCUUCCUCAUGAGGGUGGGGGACACGGCGUGUCCCGGGAGGGUCGCAAUCAUUUGUGUGCUGGGGUUGAGAAGGACAUCUCUGUACCUACCUCCAACCAUCGCUCUUGAUCCUGGGGCUCAACUCCAGAUGCUCAGGUGUGUGUUCCCAGGGACUUUCUGUGCUGGGUGGGUCCUUCUAGACACCCCUCCUUGAGACCCAGGAUGGGGUAGGUCUGGAGCUAGCCUGCUCCCCUUGUUAUGCAAUAAAGGCAGCAACUGUGUGUCCUGUUUGUUACCCUCA
Molecule: messenger RNA, 6364 nt
Organism: Mesocricetus auratus (golden hamster)
Lineage: Eukaryota; Metazoa; Chordata; Mammalia; Rodentia; Cricetidae
Gene: Alpk3
Product: alpha kinase 3
Exons: 14
Coding region: 18-5102 (1694 amino acids)
Biological process (GO): cardiac muscle cell development; protein phosphorylation
Cellular component (GO): nucleus
Molecular function (GO): ATP binding; protein serine/threonine kinase activity
Source: RefSeq, a predicted model, not a curated record